GCGAUACGGUCGAUAGGAGUAAAAACGCAGUACAACCACGGGUGGUUGCAGCGAAUUGCAGGAACGAGGCUGCGACGACGCCGUCGCGUCGGCACGCGAGAAUCACCCCCGGCGCCACCAGCCACUUUACGCGUUUCACUCCGCUCGACCUCGUCUGGUUCAUUCCGUUCGUGGACGCCGACGAGAUCGCGACCACGUGAACGAGAGGCAGUCGUAAACUCGGCAGUAUCCCCGGAGUGUUCCCUCGUCGGGGUUAGAAGCUUAAAACCACCGACAGGCAGAGUUGAACCGUGUGCUGGUGCGUUGGGAUCGUUUUCACAUGGAGAUGAUGUUCGCCUUUCGUAACGUGCGACGACGAGGACUUUCAUAAACAGCUGUCGGUCCUCGCGCGGAAGUUCCGUUCUGUUUCCGCAAAAGUCUCGACUAUUUCUUUUCAAUGGACCUUGUUUGUCGUCGGUCCCGCUGGCACAAUAGUCGCGAAUUUCUAAGACUGAUUACCCGUGAACCCGGAGAACAAAGGCUGUCGCGGUGCGCAAAGAGUCUCUGACGAAUCCGCCGAGAGAUCGUCGGAGAAAUCGGAAACGGGGCGAUUCGCGACGGUCACGUGAGCUUUUUUACGCCCGCGAGCUGGCAGAGAGCCCCGCGGGGUCUCUCGCAUCGAUCACCCCGGGAUUUCCCGACGUGUAGACGCAAGACCACCGAGAGCCCAGGGCGAGAAGAAGGUGUCGGAGAGCCCCGAGUCGACGUGGGGAGAAGGAACACGCGUGAGGAGGUGGGCGGAGGGUCAACGCGGACGGAAGGACGCCGCCGCGAACAACUAUUGAUCGACCUGUAUCUUGAAGAGGAUGCUCUUCUCUUCGGCCUCGUAAGAGCAAAGUUCACGUCGCGGUCACGAGGAACGCGGGGAGGGGCGACCUCCAGUGACGACGUCGCACGUUGUCAUGGAAAAUCGAUUCGCCACCAGCGACCACCACCACCCCACCACGACGACCACCCGCCGCAGUGCAAUGACCUCCAAACCGGGAAGAUCCUACAGCGUGAGGUCUCCGCGAGUCGGAGGUCCUCUUUCGCAGUCGUUAGCUAUGAUCCCGCCGACCAUGCACGGACACGAGUUCAAUCAGCCCUUGUCGAGGGUGGUCAUGGUCCGUAAAACGGACCAAAGGACUUUCAGUAAAGGAAGACGAGGCGGCGAGCCUCUCUUGGAGACCGUCACCAGGGAAACCGUCGAGCUCUUCAACGGCGGUCGGGCCGAGAGGAAGUAUACUUCCGAAACGAGGGACAUCGUUACACCCAAAUCUAACAGCAUGCCGUCGCUCAGCGUGCACGGAACGAAAAAGAAGGUGGUCGGUUUUGUCGAUCAGGUGUCGCCGGACAGGUCGAGGACAGACUCGGUAAGGUCGAAGUCCCCGUUGACGGCGUCGCCAGCUUCACCGGGCCCGCUGUCGAAUUCUCUGCACGGCAGUUUCCACGGUAGCUUAGGAAGCGAUGGCAUGUCCUGCAGCAGCGCCAGGUCCUCCUCAGCGUCUCCCGACUCCGCGAGGUACUCAUCGUCGCAGAUAACAAAGACUGACACUCGUAAACCGUCUGUGCGCAGAUCGGGGCCCCCGAAGGAAUUCAUCAACGUCUGCCUCGACACGCACAAUUUCUACCGAUCGCGACAUGGAGCACCGCCGUUGCGACUCAGCAAACAGCUGUGCAAGACGAGUCAAGACUGGGCCAACAUACUGGCGGCUAGGGGUAGGCUAGAACACAGGGCGAACAUUGACUAUGGAGAGAAUCUCUAUUGCAUGUGGAGCUCCAAUCCGAAGACUGUCGUCGGUGGCGAGGAACCAGUGAACGAAUGGUACGCCGAAGAGACUCAGCACCAGUACGGAAAAGAGCCCACUACGCUGAAGACUGGUCACUUCACGCAGGUGAUCUGGAGGGACAGCACUGAAUUGGGGGUAGGCAUGGCCAGGAAUCGGAACGGGGAGGUGUACGUGGUAUGCAAUUACAACCCGGCCGGGAACUUCUUAGGCAGCUUCAUGGAGAACGUCCUGCCGCCCGUGGACGCCAGUCCCACGAAACGGAUUAACUUCAGCGACCUGAAGCAAACACAGUCCACGAUGGACGAGCAAGCGUGGCAGCAAGAGGCAUUGCUAGUUCACAACGAGUACCGGAGAAAGCACCGCGUGCCGGACUUGAGGCUGAGUCCGGAAUUAACGGCCGCCGCCAAGGCCUGGGCGAACACGCUGCUGAAUACAAAUAAACUGAUACCUCAGUCGUCAUCCCCGUACGGCGAAAAUAUUUAUUCGAUGCAAUGCUCCGAUCCCAAGCUGAUCGUUUCCGCACGCGAGGUCAUCUCCAAGUGGUAUUCCGAGAAGAAGGAGCACAAAUUCGGCGUUGAGCCGAAAGUUCUCAACACAUGUCACUUUACACAAAUCGUCUGGAAGAAAACGACGGAGAUGGGCAUUGCGAUGGCCAAACGGGACGGUACCUGCGUCAUAGUAGCGUGUUACCAUCCGAGGGGUAACAUAGUCGGACAGUUCACCGAGAAUGUAUUGAAGCCCGUGAAGAGCGUCUGUUAGCCCGCGCUGUCGAUAAUGUAUCUGAACUCUGUACUUCUAUAUCGGGCAGAUAUAGACGAUGUCACACGCGUAAUAUAUGUAUAUAUGACACUUGUGCAUACACGUAGAAUAAACAUUCCACGUACACGUA
Molecule: messenger RNA, 2697 nt
Organism: Dinoponera quadriceps
Lineage: Eukaryota; Metazoa; Arthropoda; Insecta; Hymenoptera; Formicidae
Product: repressed by EFG1 protein 1-like
Exons: 10
Coding region: 942-2567 (541 amino acids)
Cellular component (GO): extracellular region
Source: RefSeq, a predicted model, not a curated record